CAGACACAUGGUUGCAACUCUUUUAAGGCUUGAGAUGGCUGCGUUUCAUUUAGUUAAUUGAAACAGUCAAUUUCACAGUCAAUUUGAUGCCUGUAAUAUGAGAAAAAUUUAUUUCAGAGUAAAAUAGGAUCUUGUAAUUUAAGAAAAAGUGUGUGACUGGUCUUCUAUCCAUUGGAAAAUGAAUAGCACAUGCAAAAAUGGAUGUUUGCAGUUCUUUGUGUACAAAGUCUGAUACAUGUGAAAUUGAAACUUAAAUGGUUUUGGUGACAGCCACAAAGGAAAGUCGAGUUAGAAAUGGGUAAUGUUUAUUAGUAUUUUUUUUGCCUUGGGGAUAAUGUAGAAUAACAAGCUUUCCUAUAGCUCAAGCAGUGUAGCAUUGCACUAAAGAUUCAGGUCAUGGGUUUGAUUCUUGUAGAUGAUGUAAGAUGCUUUGAAUAAAAGGUGUAAGGUGCAUGAAUGUACAUGCAUAAUCAUGCAUAAGUAAAUAAGAAAAUAAUUGGGGUCAGUUAAAAAUUGCUAAGAAUUGGUUAGUUUAUGAUGAUUCCUGGGUUUUUGCAAUGGCUACAAGUAAAACUUUAGAGAGAUUCUGAAUACUUUGACAUAUUCGGCUAGUCCACAAGAAACCUUUGAAAAAUCUAGCAGCUCAAUUUCUGUCUUGGAUCAAAGAUCUGAGCUGCAUGGUCAAAUCACACACACCCCUGGAGAAUCAUUCUCUGCAGAGCUACACUAGUGAUGGGCUAUUUGACUUCUUCUCUUUGGUGUUAUUCCAGAGCAGUCUUCAUCUCACUGGUCUCACAGUGUAAACCACUGUCUUGAGGAGCGUUCUUCUCCACUCCACCAAAAACCUCAAUUUUACUGCCAAACUUUUAAAGGUCACAUCUCUUGUCUUUAUCUUCAGCAGACUUUCCUCUGACUCCAUAUUAGGAGAGACCUCAAGAGGUUGAGGUAUUUGGCCUGGGCCAGUCUUUUAUCAGUAGUUUCCAUGGCAGUGUGAGAGGGAGGUCUCGAUGCUGAGUUGUACUAUGUGAGGGAUGAUGUGGUAAAUCAUUAUGCCCUUUCCUUCAUCCUGCCUGUCCCCAGUGACACUAACAGCCUACAUUUCACGUGGCACUCCAGCAGCAAGGUGGAUUACAGGUUAGGGUUUCAAGUGGAAAACACUUCAGCCAUGGAUCAACCUCAGAGCAACAUCUCUGCUCAGGGGGAGGUCCCGCGCACUCGUUCAGUGUUCAGAGUGGAUAUUUUCUGCUCUGGAAAGGCUGAUGGAGAGGCUGUGCUAACAGUGCAGUUGAACCUGACUACAACCGUCAACAACUUCACAGUGCUUAACUUCAAACGCAGGAAAAUGUGUUACAGAAGAAUUGAGCAGCUGGAGCCCCCCAAAACUCUGCCAUUCCCAAACACAACCAUACAGAGAAUAGAUCCGAGCAGUUCAAAUGCUCCCACCACAUCCACACGAGUUUUUCUACAUCAGCGUGUGUGUGUGCCUGCAUCGUCAUCUUCCUGGUAGCCAUCAUCCUCG
Messenger RNA from Cyprinus carpio (common carp), 1519 nucleotides. RefSeq names its product tyrosine-protein kinase RYK-like. The transcript has 6 exons. The record is from RefSeq and is a predicted model, not a curated record. Lineage: Eukaryota; Metazoa; Chordata; Actinopteri; Cypriniformes; Cyprinidae. The coding region runs from base 1166 to 1507 and encodes 113 amino acids. Gene Ontology annotation, molecular function: protein kinase activity; ATP binding. Gene Ontology annotation, cellular component: signaling receptor complex. Gene Ontology annotation, biological process: multicellular organism development; positive regulation of kinase activity; cell surface receptor protein tyrosine kinase signaling pathway.